AUAGAUCUCCUCCAGAGACUUGAUCUUCAUGUCUUUGACCAGGGGGCCCAACUUGGUGACAGGCAUCCACUCCUUAUUCUCGGCUUUGCCUCUGCGAGCUCUGCUGCCUCGGCCUCGACCCCAAUCCCAGAUGCCACUGCUGAAACCUCCGUGGAAGCCACCGCGGUUCCCCGUCCCAGGGCAUCCCUCCCUGCCCCCCCACCCACUGCACCAGCGUCAUCCGCCAUUUGGUGUUUUAUUGGAGAAGAAGCUAGUUAAGGUUUCCUAAUUCCAGAAGGCCCCCCAGAGGUGUAUGUGCAGUUCAUGGGGGUCACCUUGCUGUCCAUUCCACAGCGUGGUCACACCUUACAGCUACCACGCCCGGCUAAUUUUUUUUGUAUUUUUAGUAGAGACAGGGUUUCACCAUGUUGGCCAGGCUGGUCUUGAACUCCCGACCUCAAGUGAUCCAGCCGCCGUGGCCUCCCAAAGUGCUGGGAUUACAGGCGUGAGCCACCAUGCCCGGUCUCUCUAAUGUGUUUAAUGUCCUUCCGUACUGGGUGCCUGAUGUUCUAUCCGCCUAGCAUUUUCCCCCUCUGCUUCUGUUAAUAUCACCCCACCUAAGGAAUGCACCCACCCCACCCCCGUUUCCUUAAGGUCUCACAGGGCAGCCAAUCAUAGCCCCGCAUACAUCUGGCCACAGUAGUUGGGUAAGGGGGUGAGUAUGUGACUUCAACUGUGUUCAUCAGAUUCUCUGUCUCAGGAAUUUGAACCCUGAAUGGAGAACACAAGGUCAGAGAACAUAGUGCUGAAUCAUCAGUUAGCAAUAGGCAGAAGCUCUGCCACUGAAGCCCGGGGUCAGUCCUGUCUCUGACCUUGAAUGUUGAGUUCUCCCUCUGACCCUGAGAGCUCCUUCGUGUUCUUUCAGUAACUGUCCCAAGCCCUUUUUUUAAAGGCCUGUUUUCCUUGCUAGUGAAGAAAAGAAAAUUGACAUGCAUCUAUUAUACCUUAUUCUUUUUCCCUUUGGACUCUUAUUUACCUAUUGAUAAUUGCUUAGUAUUUUUUAGGAGCAAAUACAACUUACAGAAAAUAUAUGACUUCUGAUACAGUUUAUUUUAGGAUAUGGGUAGGAAAAGUAGUUGUUUUCUUCUCUUUUUUUUUUUUUUUUUUUUUGACAUGAUGCCUCACUCUGUUGCCCAGGUUGGAGGGCAGUAGUACAGUCACAGUUCACUGCAGCCUUGAACUCCUGGCUCAAGUGAUCCUCCUGCCUCAGGCUUCCAUGUAGCUGGAACUACAGGCAUGUGCCACUAUGCCUGGGUAAUUUCUUAUAUUUUAUUUUUGGGAUACAGGAUCUUCCUAUGUUGCCCAGGCUGGUCUUUAACUCCUGGGUUUAAGCAGUCCUGCCUCGGCCUCCUAAAGUGCUAGAAUUGUAGGUGUGAGCCACCACACCCAGCUAGUUUUCUUUCUUAUUAUUAAAAUACCAACAGUUUACUUAAUGGAUCUAGAGGAAACUAUAUCAUGGUGAUAAUUUUAAUCUACCUUGUCCUCAGCCCCCAAUUCUAGUCCUGUGAUUAAUGUUAACACAUUAAUGUACUUUUUCUACUCAAUAUUAAUAUUUUUCCAUUUAUGAGCUUUAUUUUAUAUAAAGUCAUUUAUAUUUGAUUUAUUUUAAACAUAUGAUCCUGAUUACAGUUGAGAUUUUUUUUCUUCCAGUUAAUGUUAAGUAUAAAGGUACAUUUUUCCUGAAGUUACUUUGGGUGGAUUGUAUUCAGGCCUGGUGUCAAAUGUAGGCUAAUGUCGGGACUUUGAGUGUCUGCCUCCUCUCUGAAAAGUGUCGUGGUUUUCAUGGAUGGAAAGGAAUUAGGAGAAUGUCUAACGCUUUCAACAGUACUUUCUGGAAUUGGCAUGUCUCAGAUGUUUAUCAGGUUCUUAAUACAUUUGACCCUAUGAUAUUCUGUUAACUAGUGCUCUCCAGAUCUAUAGCAACCUCAAAAAAACAAAUUUAUUUGUCUUUAAUUCAGGCAAUAUUCUUAGCAAUAUUUUGUGGUUUAAAGUUAGUUUUUAAUACUUUUCAAAUAGCAUUUUUCAAGAGUCAUUUUCUAUAAGAGAUCUCACGUUCCAUGUAACAUCCUAAAUAUAACUCAGAUACUACAGUUAAUGCCCAUUUGAUUUUACUCCAUUCUUUUACAGUAUGUGUAUGAAUUAGCUUUUUGUUUUUGUUCAUUGGUUUGUUCUUUUUUUAAAAAAUAAUAAAUAGUUCUUUUCUCAAAAAUAAUAGUUUUUGGUUAAAAUUUUAAUUUCAAUGUUUUGGGGACAAUUGGGAAAAUUUGAUAUAAUCUUACUUCCAUGGUGUUCUCAUUAGGAUCAAAAGAGAUUAUAGGCCAUUUGUGAUGGUUCAUGCCUGUAAUCCCAGCACUUUGGGAGGCCGAGGUGGGCAAAUCACCUGAGGCCAGGAGUUUGAAACCAGCCUGGGCAACAUGGUGAAACCCCAUCUCUACUAAAAAAAAAAAUACAAAAAUUAACUGGGCAUGAUGGGGAAGCUGAAGCAUGAGAAUCCCUUGAAGCUGGGAGGUGGAGGUUGCAGUGAGCCGAGAUUGUGCCACUGCACUCCAGUGUGAGUGACAGAGCGAGACUCUGCCUCAAAAAACAGAAAUAGAGAGAGAGAGAUUAUAUAUUAAAGAAGAGCAAGGUCCAUAUUAUGAAAGUGGUCCCAGGAAGUGGACUCAGAUCACGUAACAGUGGCAAAGAUAAUUGGUGCCAUACCCCUGCCUCAGAGCUUACUUGUUUCACAUUUGUAACUCAGAAAAAGUACAAGCCCCUCUCAAAUGGUUGAAGUUUCAAAUAUUAGAGCCACCCUUGGCAUAGACAGAUUUUAGUAUAAUACUCCUAAAACUACACUUUUUUUUUUCUGUCAUAAGUGUUCAUUGUGCUCAGUCAUUUAUUGCAGUGACCCAAACAGAGCCCAGUCCAGCUGUUUGUAUUGCCCUGCAGUGGAAAGUGGACUAGGGCCAUGUGACUAAGAAAGCCAGACUGUGGGCUGUCUUUUCACCUACAGAUGUUUUAAUGUGCUUAACAUUAUCCAAUACUAGCAACUGAGAUAGUCUAAAUACUGCAGCAGGAUCUGAUUAGCUUUUUCAGAUCACUGCCUUUAUUUGCUGUUUGCAAAAAACCUUAAUCCAGUGCUAGAGAUCAGGCUUCCUGCUGAGCCCUGGGGUAGUUUCUCUCAUUCUUUGUGUUCACAGUGGCAGGCAUUAGUGAGCAGAAUCCUCCUCCUCCUAAAUUAAAGCUAUAAAGUAGUAACUAUAGUAGCGAGGGAUAAAGAGAAGGAAGAAAACCCCAGAGAAAAGAGAAGACUGUCUAUUCAUACUAAGUAGUUUCCUUGAUAUAUACAAAAGAAAGAGUUUCUAAUAUGAAUUCAUAAAUACUGACCUCACUGUCUCUUCUAAUCAGUGCACAACUAUUAAGUUUUAUUUGGUUUCAGUUGUAACUACUUUGUAUGGAUGUAUGUUGCGUUUUUCAUAAGUAUCCUACUCAAUCCCAGUUUUACCAGAAGAAUUACAUUUUUUACCAUAACAGUGGCCUUGAUUUCUCUUUUUCCUUUCAGGGCUGAUACCUUUUUUACUCAUGAGAUUUCAAGAACUAUCACCACCACCAAAAAAAAAAAUAAAAUAAAAUCUAACUUUCCUCAUUUUGGGACAUCCAUAUGCUUACCCAAGAUGUGACAUUUGAAUUCUGUGUAAUUCACACUGUAAUUUGCAAUAAGCUUUAAUGCUAGAGAUGCUUUAUCUUGAUCCUUGAUGUGUUUAUGAAAUUCGACUAUCGCCUUAAGUAUUUCAGUAAGAUUGCCAUAACCCUUGGUGGAAGAAAUAAUAGUCUACUUUAGAAAUUAGUUUGUAAUUCAGAACCUAAUAAUUAUAUUUAGUUCAAAAAUAUUUUCACUGAUUUUUAAAUUUUCUACCAUUUUUGGAAUGGCAUACAUCAAUAAAACAUGGGAACUCUCUUGAGGAAAUAUCUGUAAACAAAUGAUGAACUGUAAUGUGGUACUUUAUCUUUUAGUUUUCUUCCUGGAAACAACAAUAAUUUUACAUUUUUAGUAGGCAGAAGGAGUGUUUUCAGUGCGAUAACUGAAAAAUCUUAGCCAUGUAGUUCUUCUAAUUUUGUAAAUAGAGACGAUCUCAUUUGCAUUUGAGUAGGCACAAUAAGGACAAGGCCAGGAGUCCCAAACCAGUGUUACUUUUUUUCAACUAUUCACAAAUGAUCCUAAUUAUGUGUAGCUUCUGUAUUUGUGUAUAAAAGGAGAUUGAUUUUGAUUGUUUUGGGUACAUUUUAUAUCUUUAGAAUUCAUGAUCAUAUAAUGAUAAAAAUCUAGGCUCUGCAUAAAUCAGCCUAUAGCAGAACAUUGUAUGUUAAGAGCAGCUCUUGGCCUUCACAGUUUUAAUUUGCGCUGGAAUGAAGAGGGAACGUGCAGAAGCUUGUGUUCUACAUCAUAUAAGUAAAUAGUAGAACAGCUAUAGAUUUCCUUUUUCUUUAGUAGGGAAAUAUCUUUACAAUGCCUUAUAGUGUUUACAUUUUGAUUGAUUUUUUUUUUGUUUAUAAUCAGAGGCCACUCAAGGUAUAACUUAUGCAGCCCACAAAAGCAAGUAGUUCACAGGAUUAUAAAUGCUGCAGUCUGAGACUUCGAAUAAAUCAGGGAUAAGAAGUUUACUCACCACCAGGGCUUAUUUUUAUAUACUUUAGACACUACAAAAAAAAAUCACAGUAUUUAUAAUGUUAACUUGUUCCUGAGCUGAAAUUUGAGUAUUAAUAUCUUACAAACUUUAUGAAAUACAAAUACUUUAAGCAGUUAUAAUAUGUUGUAUGUUAAAAACAUAAUGAAAGACUUCGCUUCUUUUUAAUUACAUGGUUAACUAGUAUCCAUAGUAAAAAAAUUUUACACUGACACUUGACAUACAUAGGAUAGGUUAUUCUGAUGAUUUUAGGUUGAAGUUAAAUACUUCUGUCUAAAUCUCCAGUUUAGGUGACUCAUUUGGCACAAAGUUAGACAGAACUUGUAUUUCAUCUUACUAUGCAACACUUUCAGUGAAUUUUUAAAAAUCAGUUCUAUUUGUAAUCUCUUAAGUGUUUUCCUUUUGCAAUCGUAUUUUCAUCAUCUGUUCUUUUUGUUUUUUGUGUGUUGCAAUAAAUUAACAAAUACUUGAAAAUACAGGUUUGUCACUAUUUCCAGGGAAAUAGUUUUACUAUAAACUUCUAUCUCAUUUCACCAUUUAUUAAAGACAGGGAAUACUGCAAUAGUUAAUUGCUAUGUUGACACACUUCAUUUUCUUUCUUUAAUAAAAACGAAAAGCUAAUAGACUACGGUAUAGCCUCAACUUUUUGAAAACAUGAAAUUUUUACUACUUUAAAAUAUAAUUGGUUUCUUUGUUUCAUGCAUUAAAAAGCAAGGAGGAAAAGCUGAAGUCUGCCCAAGCCAGGUGUUUCUUGUUGGCAGCCUGCUCCCUAAUGACUCUGCUCUCAUAGAGCAGCUGCCUACUAGUCAGCUUUGUAUGGUCUAUUGUUGCUGCACACCCCUUGUUAAUACACAUGCUGCCCCGGGCAGACCCUGCGAAUGACAUCAACUUGCUUAUCUUAGAAACCUACGAACCUGACGCAGGGCGCUGAGGUUGUCUUGCAUCUGCCCGGACAACUAAUUGUGAGCUUUCUGGCCUAUGAUUGGCUGUUAUUCCACUCGGUAAUAGGUUAAGCAAAGACAUUGCCAUUCCAUCUGUUCAACCAUUCAUUGUUCUUCUUGCCUGCCUGGGAGUCUGCAGCUAAAAUUGUGUUAAGGAGUUUACUGCUGAAGCUGCUACAGAAACCAAUGUCUUUGUAUUUUCCUGCUAACGAAUACGGGGUGCUCUGCAUUCAGGAAUACAGAAAAAACAGCAAAGUGGAGUCAAGUACACGUAACAGCUUCAUGGGCUUGAAGGAUCACCUAGUGCAUGACCUCAGCCACCUUUAUGUGGAGAGCACCGACCCACAGUUAAGUGCAGCUGUGCCUUGGUCAGCAGUAGAAAAACCAGCUAUGGAGACUGUUCAUGCAGGGAAGGAUGAAAAACAGGUGUCUGAAGAGAAUGCAAGCUCUGGUGACUCUGAAGAAAACACAAAUUCUGAUCAUGAGUCAGUACAGUUGAGUAGCGUUUCAGUAGAGCCAGGCUUAUUAACUAAGACUCACAGGCAACUCUGCAGGUCUCCCUGUUUAGAGCCUCACAUACUCAAGCGCAAUGAAAUUUUGCAAGACUUUAAACCUGAUGAGUCCCAGGCUACAUCCAAGGAAGCGAAGAAACCGCCCGAUGUGGUGCGAGAAUACCAAACAAAACUGGAGUUUGCACUUAAGUUAGGUUACUCUGAAGAACAGGUUCAGCUUGUGCUAAACAAACUUGGUACUGAUGCUUUAAUCAAUGAUAUUUUGGGAGAACUUGUCAAACUUGGAAAUAAAAGUGAGGCUGAUCAAACAGUUAGUACGAUUAACACUGUAACACGGGAAACUUCUUCCCUGGAAUCUCAGAGGUCUGAAUCCCCAAUGCAAGAGAUUGUAACAGAUGAUGGUGAAAAUCUGAGACCAGUAGUUAUUGAUGGCAGCAAUGUGGCAAUGAGCCAUGGAAACAAAGAAGUAUUUUCCUGCAGAGGAAUAAAAUUGGCAGUGGAUUGGUUUUUGGAAAGAGGCCACAAAGAUAUUACAGUUUUUGUUCCUGCUUGGAGGAAAGAGCAGUCCCGACCUGAUGCUCUCAUUACAGAUCAGGAAAUUUUACGUAAAUUAGAGAAGGAGAAAAUCCUGGUGUUCACACCAUCCCGGCGAGUCCAGGGGAGGCGCGUGGUGUGCUACGACGACAGGUUCAUCGUGAAGCUGGCUUUUGAGUCGGAUGGAAUCAUUGUGUCCAAUGAUAACUACAGGGAUUUGGCCAAUGAGAAACCAGAAUGGAAGAAGUUCAUAGAUGAACGAUUAUUAAUGUAUUCAUUUGUCAAUGACAAGUUCAUGCCCCCUGAUGACCCUCUUGGCAGACAUGGCCCCAGUCUGGAUAAUUUUCUGAGGAAGAAACCUGUCGUUCCUGAACACAAAAAGCAGCCUUGUCCAUAUGGAAAGAAGUGUACCUAUGGACACAAGUGCAAAUAUUACCAUCCCGAAAGGGGCAGUCAGCCGCAGCGGUCAGUGGCUGAUGAACUCCGUGCCAUGUCCAGAAAUACGGCAGCCAAAACUGCAAAUGAAGGGGGACUGGUGAAAAGCAACAGUGUUCCUUGCAGCACCAAGGCUGAUAGCACUUCUGAUGUCAAACGAGGUGCUCCAAAGAGGCAAUCAGAUCCAAGCAUAAGGACUCAAGUCUACCAAGACCUAGAAGAAAAGCUUCCCACCAAAAACAAAUUGGAAACAAGGUCCGUACCUUCCUUAGUUAGCAUCCCAGCUACUUCUACUGCAAAACCCCAAAGCACUACAUCUUUAAGCAAUGGCCUUCCAUCUGGAGUUCAUUUCCCACCUCAGGAUCAAAGACCACAGGGACAGUAUCCUCCAAUGAUAAUGGCAACCAAAAAUCAUGGAACGCCAAUGCCUUAUGAACAGUAUCCAAAAUGUGACUCGCCUGUCGACAUUGGAUAUUACUCCAUGCUGAAUGCAUACUCAAAUCUGAGUCUCUCAGGCCCACGAAGCCCUGAAAGGCGUUUCUCCUUAGACACAGAUUAUAGAAUAAGUUCCGUAGCUUCUGAUUGCAGCAGUGAAGGGAGCAUGAGCUGUGGGAGCAGUGACUCCUACGUGGGGUACAAUGACCGGUCCUAUGUCAGCUCCCCCGACCCACAGCUAGACGAGAAUCUGAAGUGUCAUCACAUGCACCCUCACAGCCGCCUUAAUUCUCAGCCCUUCCUGCAGAAUUUCCACGACCCCUUAACCAGAGUGCAAAGUUACAGUCACGAAGAACCAAAGUUCCAUCACAAGCCUCCUCUUCCGCACUUGGCUCUGCACCUGCAGCACCCCGCUGUGGGCGCCCGGUCCAGCUGUCCUGGCGACUACCCCUCUCCUCCAAGUUCAGCACACUCUAAGGCACCACACCUAGGGAGGUCCUUGGUGGCCACGAGAAUAGACAGCAUCUCUGACUCUCGACUUUAUGACAGUUCUCCUUCAAGACAAAGAAAGCCUUAUUCCCGCCAGGAAGGCCUGGGAAGCUGGGAGAGGCCAGGUUAUGGGAUCGACGCCUAUGGGUACCGGCAGACUUACUCCUUGCCGGAUAACUCUACGCAGCCGUGUUAUGAGCAGUUCACCUUCCAGAGCCUCCCUGAGCAGCAGGAUCCGGCCUGGCGGAUCCCGUACUGUGGAAUGCCACAAGAUCCCCCCAGGUAUCAAGACAACCGAGAAAAGAUUUAUAUCAAUUUGUGCAACAUCUUCCCACCCGACCUUGUGAGAAUUGUCAUGAAAAGGAAUCCCCACAUGACAGACGCCCAGCAGCUCGCUGCAGCCAUUUUAGUGGAGAAAUCCCAGCUGGGUUAUUGAAAGAUGAUGCAUCUUUGUGGUGUUUAGUAGUUUUUUGUUCAGCUCAAAUGCUGAGGGAGGUUUGCUACAAUAGCACAUGUGAUCUCCUUCUCGGCAAGGAGGUUAUAUAGUAUCCAUUUAUGUGAAAUACUGUAUCAUGGAAUCUGUAUGUAUAGCCCCACAUGGUGGAAGUAUCACGGGAUUGCUUUACAUUUAAAUUUUUUUUAACAUUUCCUUUUUAAAGCUAUAUCCUUGGCUGGAAAUUUUUCCAGUUUGAUUUAAUAGAUGUAUCUGUGAUCUUUGAUAUUAAUCUUUGGUGCAUCAGGGGUUUAUAUGCAGCACUUUUUAUCCUUGUUUUGUGUUUUAUUAACUUGGUAUUUGCCUAUCAAUUGCAAGCAAUUACAAUACCUUCAGAAUGUGGGACAUUUGACGAGACCUAGCAAACUAUUUUUUCAAGCCAAGCUUAAUUAGACUCUUUUACAGCUUUUUAAGUUAUUUUUAUUUGGGGAAAGUGGGCUUCUUUGUGCUAUAAUCAUUAUUUAUAGAAACAAAGAUAUACUACAGCACUGACUUUAUAUUUUAAGCAAAAUGUAAGUUACCAGUUUUCUGUUGAAAUGGGUAACAGUAUAUAUAUUAGAAUGAUUUACAAUACGGCACUUUUCAUUGUGUUAUUUUUGUUUGGAUUUUUUUGUUAAGAAAUUAGUUAAUUUAAUAUGGUCGAUUUAAAAGAAAGCAGAUGCAAUCAAUGGAAAAAAUGUUUCCUUUUUUUUUUUUUAAUGAAAAAGGCAAAAGCCGUAACUGUUACAGGUUCGAGCUUCGUUAUCCAGCUAUGACGUGCUUCUAGACAGUAGAAAUGGAAUUGAUUUCCUAGAUUUCCAUUAACUUAUAUUUUUAAUAUGUCUGUCUUUUUUGUUUUGGGGCACAACAAUACUGGAUAAAAUAACCCUUUCACAGCACUUGCCUGUUUUUAAUGAAUCUAAUUAUUUACAAUGCAACUUUUAUACUUAGCCUCCUCUUUAGCUUUCCUGCUGUUUAUCAAGGCUGGCCUGAGCUGGUUUUAUGUGUUGAGGAUAUGCAAUGUUUCUUGAUACUGCACUAUAGAAAUGGUAAUGGAGGAGUUGUAAAUGGUAACUUAAAAUUUUUGUAAGAUAUUGUAUAUUUUCCAUUUUCCUGAAGGUAGUUUUCUUGGGGGGCCUGUUAUAUUAUUAAGGCCAGAUUCUUGCCACAUAUAGUGUAGUUUUAGAUACAGACUAAAGUCUGUUCUAGUAUUAGUAAGGGAUAUUUCUGGUUUCAGAGGCAUGAGUUUUGCUAGCGGUGAAUGCAUUUCUGCGGAUUAGAAGAUAGAUUUUGCCGUCAGUAGCAGACAGUUGUGUGAUUGAUAUCACUUGACUGUUGCCUCCAUAUUUUGAAUUGUACUUGGUGUAAGAGACGAGUUCAGAUCCUUCUCUGUAGUCUGCCUAGAUGCUCUAGUUACUGUGAUUAUUCUACAUGCUACGUUUGUAGUAAAGCCCUGAAAAGCCAGAAAGUACCUUUUACUGUUGAUACAAAUUGUAUCUUUUUAACUAUAAGAACUAUUUUGAUUUGUAGAUCUAGUUAAAACACAAGUAUGUAACUAUGAUUAGACUUUUGGGCAACAUUUUAUCCCUUAUUUAAAUACAAAUUUUUAAAGUAAAAAUUGAGGUCUAGAAUAGGUUAGAAAAUAAAAAUAACAAUUUAGAUAAAUAAAAGUGUCUGUCUUAGUUUUAUAUAUUAAAACACAUUAAAUAAAUUUAUUGGCAUUUUCUUUCUCCUAAAACUUACCUAGUGUGAGCUUAAAAUAAAGGUAAAAUGCUGCCUGAAAAUAACGUCUGAGCACCUUGACUAGGACAACAUUUUCACUACUUGUGCAACACUGUGUGUUGCAGGAAGUAGGAUUUCGGUAUACAGUAAAUGCUUCUAAAAGGCAUUGUGCAUAUUGACAUAUCCAAUAAUCUGAACCGUGUUCAGCAAACUUAAUUCAGGAAAGUGGUAUUCUACACAAUUAUUGCUGUUGUGUUUGAAAGGAGUGGCACUCAUCUGUACCCAGAAAUAACGUGGGUGAGGCCACACAACUCAUUCUGGGUGGUGUCUGUCCGAGAGCAACCCUACUCACAUGUGACAUUGUUCUCCUUGAUUUGGUUAGUCACUGUAAGGCAAGUUUAAAUGUAGAGGCUAGCCGGGCGCGGUGGCUCACGCCUGUAAUCCCAGCACUUUGGGAGGCCGAGGCGGGUGGAUCAUGAGGUCAAGAGAUCGAGACCAUCCUGGUCAACAUGGUGAAACCCUGUCUCUACUAAAAAUACAAAAAAAAAUUAGCUGGGCAUGGUGGCGCGUGCCUGUAAUCCCAGCUACUCAGGAGGCUGAGGCAGGAGAAUUGCCUGAACCCAGGAGGCGGAGGUUGCGGUGAGCCGAGAUCACACCAUUGCACUCCAGCCUGGGUAACAAGAGCGAAACUCCGUCUCAAAAAUAAAUAAAUAAAUAAAUAAAAUGUAGAGGCUAACUCAGUGCCAAAAAUAGGGUCAUAAAUGUGUGAUAUAUUUUAUUUUAGUCAUAUGCUAAGACUUUUUUAGUAUGAAAUCACUUUUAAAUUAUACAUUUAAGUUUUGCUUCCAUUUUCUACCUUUUAGCGUUUUCAUUAUUUGAAAAUCUGCCAGAUUUCACUACAUGUAUUUCAGUGAGAUCUUAGGUGAGCUGUGUGUGACACUUUGAUUUUUACCUUCUUGUGUUAUUAGUUGACUAUUUGUCAUUGCCUCAUGGAUUUUAAACUGUGGGAAAAUAGUGUAGCCAGCUGUCACCUCUACUGAAGUGAAUAGCUCUGAACUACCCACACUAAAUCCUUCAGUGUAAUUAGCUAUGAGUUUAAAAAUAGCAGUUUUCUUAUGUGAAGAGGACAAUUUGUCCCCUUUUUGUGAAGCACCAAUGUUGCUUUCAGAGCGGUAGAAUGAGAUAAUUGGCAGACCUUAAGUACAGCAAAUUCUUACUUAUCUAAAGCAAUAAGGAAAAGGAGUUCACCAUUGAAUUCAAUCCAUUGCUGAUCCGAAGGCUUCAUUUUAGCCAAAACUUUCUCUCUAACCAAAUCUUUUACCAGACUUGCUAAUAAAUAACCAGAGAGGUGUGUUAAUAAGUGAAAUUGCCAGACAUGGUCAACUGGUGAGAAAAAAAGGAUUCAGAUUAGAGUAUUUUGCCCCUGAAUAAUUGACAGUUGACUGUACUUUUACACAGUAAUUAACCAGUCUGUUGUCUCUGUGUCUUAGUCCUGAGGGAAUAGUACCCAACUGGCCAAAUACUGGCCCUUAGUAUUUCCUCCUUUCUUGCAUGUGAUACAGACGUUUUCAGUCUUGUUUUUAUGAUCGCUCUACAUAUCCUGAUAAGAGUUUGUCAUUGACCUACACAUUUGGAAGAAAUGCCCACCAGGAUAAGAUAUUUGACACUGGUGGAAACUUGAACUUCAUGUUUUUAUGAAAGUUCAUUUAUGAGAAUAUGUAAUAUAACUGAAGAGUAUUUUAUAUAUAUCUAUAUACACAAAUAUGUAUUUGUUAUGUGGUAUUAAAAACAGGGGUUGGGAGGAGUGCUUCUGAUGACUAACUUUUCUCUAAUUAAACUACGUUUCUUUGAGUUGUGGACGACCAAGUCUGGGGUCUGGAUGGCCAAUUAUAAGAUUUAGAACCACUUGGAUGGAAAGCAAUUCUUCACUGGUUUUAUUCUUGGUAUUUUAAAAGAAUUAUUUUGAUAAUUAUAAUAGAAUGUGUACUUUUGAAAUACACAAAAAAUUUAAAGUAGUAUUGAUUAUACAAAUAAUUAUUUAACAUGUCUUUUAUGGAUGUAUCUAUAUGUAUAUGUAUAUAGACAGUAAUAUAUUUAUAAAAGCAAAUAUACUUUGCUUAUGUUAUAGCUGUUAGUUUGUGGUAGGUGGGAGGAUGGCUCUGGGUGUGUGUGUGCGUGCGCACGCGUGUGUGUGUGUGUUUUGAAAACUCUCAAGCUGGUUUCCCUCUGAUUUACAAUGGUAUUUACUUAGUAUAUUUGGGUUUCAUUAUUCUUUUCUCUAUCCAACUUCCUCAUUCAAGAUAAAUUAAGAUAUACCAUUUUCUGGCCAUUCUGUUGGUAUAUGGUGCAUCCGUUUUCUGAUCGUCUAACUCCUGGAGAAUUUCCAAGUGACCUAAAAUCAAACAGGUUCUGGCUGGACAUAUGCUUAUGUUCAAAUAUAUUAAAGAUGGGAAUUCAGCUAACAUGUUAAGCUUCCAAGGUAUAUACACCAACACAUAAAAUGAGGUAUUAAAAAGAGACGGAUUAGACACAUGCAUUAGAAUAAGAGAAAACAGUGGUAAUGAAAGAAACAUAUACCGUCUUAGCCCCCUAGGGAAGGGGUGACUUUUUCUGAAAAGGAUCAGAUAGUAAAUAAUUCAGGAAUCAUAUGGUCUUAAAAUACCAUCUUAAAAACUACUCACCUCUGCCUUUAUAGCGUAAGAACAGCCACAGAUAAUAUGUAAAUGAGUGAGUGUGGCUGUGUUCCAAUAAAACUUUAUUUACAGAAACAGGAAGCAGAGCAGAUUUGGCCUUUGGGCCAUAGUUGGCUGAUCCCAAGCAGCAAAUCCUAGUAUAUGUUAAUAGAAGAAGUCAUAAUUGCAUUUCAGUUGACAUUAAAAGAAAAUCUGGGCCGGGCGCGGUGGCUCACGCCUAUAAUCCCAGUACUUUGGGAGGCCGAGGAGGGUGGAUCACGAGGUCAAAAGAUCGAGACCAUCCUGGUCAACAAGGUGAAACCCCAUCUCUACUAAAAAUACAAAAAUUAGCUGGGCAUGGUGGUGCACGCCUGUAGUCCCAGCUACUUGGGAGGCUGAGGCAGGAGAAUUGCUUGAACCCAGGAGGCAGAGGUUGCGGUGAGCCGAGAUCGUGCCAUUGCACUCCAGUCUGGGUAACAAGAGGGACUCCGUCUCAAAAAAAAAAAAAAAAAAAGAAAAGAAAAGAAAAUCUGAUGUCCUUCAAAAGAGAAUUGUGAGACACUCAAAGCAUCUUAAUUCGAGUGUUAUUACCUGUUUACACCCAUUAUUUAAGCUAUUUCUUGUUUAACUGCCGAAAAAAAAAGCAUGCUGUUAAAAUGUUUUAAUUUGUAUUGAAUUUUUUCAUAAACCUUUCCUUUCUGUUGAUAAAUAGGAAUCCCUUACCAACCUCUGUUUUUUAAUAGUCUCAUGGACCAAAAAAAUCUGUUGCAGCAUUUAAUUAGCCACAAAUACAUUUUGGCUGCAUUUACCAGUUACAUUUUUCUGUUGGUUUUGGCUUGUAAUAAAUGACAUAUCUGCCAUUCUUUAAAAAUGGUUUUAAAGCAGAUAAAUAUAUUGUAAUUUCACAUGCUAUAGCUUUAUUCUGUAUGAUUAAAAAUCGUGACUAGCAUAAUUGUAGCUAUGAUGUGAGUGGCAUGUUUCAAUGUAACUCUUUAUAAGAAAUAAAAUGUAUCUCUGCUUUGUGUAUCCAGAUCUUUAAUGUAGGUUUUUCACAUGCCUUGGACUGUCCUUGGUGAAUGAUACUCUUCGUAUGAUCGUGUGUAAUUUGAAUUCAUUGGAAGUACACGCUGCUGAGCAUGUUCAUUCCCAGUGCUUUACACCUGGUGUUGCAUGAGCAACAUCCUUUCAAUCUGCCCAUCAUUGUCCACUGCAAUCGCUGAACUUUCUUUUAAAAUUUUAACAGUGUUCAUUGUUUAAGUGGUGGCUUUGUUUUUCCUUAGUAGUUUCUGUUAACUUGCUUGUCACUCCUGUUACAGUGUUACUAUUAUGGAUUAGAAGUGGCUUUUCCUCUAAGAUCCUUAGUCUUUUAGAUUUAAAGACAAUUUAAGGUUUUUGGCAUUUGGCAGUAGAAAAUGUGCAAUGUUUUAACUUCGUUUUUUAAAAUCCGUAACGUUUUACUUCUUGAACCACGUACCAGAUUUGCCAGUUUUCUGUCCAAGUAUUUCAGAUGAAUAACAAGAUGUCCGUUGAUGCUUUCGUUAUCUUUCUUAAAGCAGCUUAUGUUCCAAGGGAAGAAGGCAUUGAAAAGCAGUGGUUUGUUUUUAUGAAGAAUAUGUUUUUGAAUUUCUUCAGUUUUUUUGAAAUUAUACAUUUCUUACCUUAUGUGAAAUACUCACAAACACGCAAACUUCUGCAGGGACAAAGCAUUUCAUUGCAAGCGUACCAGGUCAUUGAUUUUAUCUUUUGCUUUUAGGGUUUUUUCUCCCCAACUAGUAGAAUUUUUGAUUUGAUCCUGUGAUCUUUUCUUAUAGGAAAAGUAAGGCAAAGGAUGUCCAGUGUAACCACCUGAUAAACAGAUGUGAUUGUAUUUAUCCACUGUUCUGUGUAUUUCUGUAAUGGACCCUUUACGAUUCCCAAAGCAGUAUUUUGGACCUACUGGAAAUCUGUAUCAAAACAGCUAUGUGAUUCUGCCACUGAGAAAAAAAUUUAAAAAUUAUUUUUUCUUAUGGUGGUUUGUUUUUCUUUCAUGAAGAAAUUCAUCUCAUAGGCAGCAUAGAUGCUAAAUCAAAGCAUCAUACUUCUCUAGUUUGCCUGCAUUCAACAUUAUGUAAGAUAAAUGCGUGGUCAGUAUCAGUGUAAUGUUAGAGCCAUAAUUAAUUCCUAUGAAAACUGAAAUUAAAUGUCAAAGACAACUAGACAUCA
This is a messenger RNA of Callithrix jacchus (white-tufted-ear marmoset), 15117 nucleotides long. NCBI's taxonomy places the organism in Eukaryota, Metazoa, Chordata, Mammalia, Primates, Cebidae. The record is from RefSeq and is a predicted model, not a curated record.